This is a messenger RNA of Paramecium octaurelia, 837 nucleotides long. The record is from the annotation of a GenBank genome assembly. NCBI's taxonomy places the organism in Eukaryota, Ciliophora, Oligohymenophorea, Peniculida, Parameciidae.
AUGUCAUAUUAAUUUGGGAUCAAUCAAUUAUAGAGCACAACAGUUCCAAAUGCAAAGUACAAAACCAUCCUUUGUCGACAUUAUCAAGGUAUUCAAACUCUUAUUAUCAAAAAUAGCAACUAAAUAAUGUGCCAUCGGUUCUAAAUGUUAAUUCGCUCAUGGGAUUGAAGAGUAAAGACAAAUGAAUGGUAAUAGAUAAAGUUAUAAUUCAAAGAUCCCUUGCCUGCUUCGGCACUUUCAUCAAUCACCACUGCUCCUCAAACAGCAAUCAUCGAAUAACAAUAAAAAAAUUAAUAACCUUUGUUUAAAAGUAUGAAUAAUAUCAAAUAAAUAAGUACCUUGCAAGUACCAUCAACUCAAUUUUUGUAAGAAUGGAUCAGGAUGCCAAUAUGUUCAUGGUAUGUAUUUAUCAUUUUUAAUCAAAUAGAUUCGGACAUACAAACACAACCAUAGCAAUAAUAAUAAUAAUAACAAUAACAACAAUAAUAAUAACAAUAACAAUAAUAAUAACAAUUCUAAUUAUUAUAACAAUAGUAAUAAUAGUAAUUUUAAUAAUAACAACAACCAGUCGAUGCGAUGUCCGUUACCUUGUCGCAUAUCUUGAUGGAAAUGUAGCAAAUCUUCAAUCAAGAAGUGAGUUAAUUUAAUUUUACAUAGGAUUUACUUCAAAAAAUAAGGUUUGCCAUUGAAUAAGUGAGAUAAGGAAAUUUAACAUUGGCGUGUGACUAGAUCAGAUCCAUUAUUAACUCAUCAGACAGAACCGCAGAUGAAAUUCAAUAAUAUACAUUGUUAUAUAAUUAAUCAGUAGCAUAUUACAAAUAACUAUUAUAACAAUGA